AUGGCAGCUCUCCCUGCCGCUCAGUAUCCAACGCCGUCUGGAUACGGUCAGCAAGGGAACGGUUUGCAAUAUCCGGCGUCCCCUCAGCGACCAUUCUCUUGCGACAUGUGCGCGUUGUCGUUUAACCGACAACAUGACCUGAAGAGGCACAGGGACACGCACACAGGCGACAAACCCUUUGUUUGCAACGGUGGAUGUGGCAAGACAUUUACGAGGAAAGACGCGUUGAAGCGGCACCAACUUGUCAAACGUUGCGGACUCGAGGAUGAAGCUUAG
Molecule: messenger RNA, 276 nt
Organism: Fibroporia radiculosa
Lineage: Eukaryota; Fungi; Basidiomycota; Agaricomycetes; Polyporales; Fibroporiaceae
Exons: 2
Coding region: 1-276 (91 amino acids)
Biological process (GO): regulation of transcription by RNA polymerase II
Molecular function (GO): RNA polymerase II cis-regulatory region sequence-specific DNA binding; DNA-binding transcription factor activity, RNA polymerase II-specific
Source: RefSeq, a predicted model, not a curated record